GCGCAUGCGCACCAUUUUGUUUUCGUCAACUGUUUUGAGUUUUUGAACACUUUAUAGUUUAUUGGUGAUUCCGUAGCCGAAUACAUGUAUCUUUUUUUUUUUACUGUAGGGAACCUAUUUAGACUUCUUUAUCGCAGACUAUUGUAAUCUUCAGGCUACUUUUUUUACCCUUACCUCGGCUCUCAAAAUGUUCCAGGAGACGAUAAAGGACUUCAACAUUAAUUUCAACGCUUUAAAUGAGAAUAACAGCAUCUCUCAGGGGGACCUGAUGACGGGACACAUCUCCUUCGUCCUCACGAAGGCGACGAAGAUCGAUUCCAUCGCGAUGGCCCUGACGGGGAGGGCCAACGUCCACUGGUCCACCGGCGGUGGAGGGAGCAGGAAGAGGAGAAGAUCUCGCACACACUACUCUGCAAAACUGGACUUCUUUAAAUUUAAAAGCGUCAUCGUGCACAGUAACAACGCUGUUGGUGGGAUGCAGCUCCAGCCUGGCAGGCACGUGUAUCCGUUUACAUGUCAGCUCCCACACGGAGACUUCCCAUCCACCUUCCGUGGAGUUAAUGGACACAUCUUGUACUCCCUGACCGUGAGCAUACACAGAUGUUGGCGUAUGGCCAAGGACUUUGUGACAGAGUUGAACUUUGUCAACCACAUCGAUACCAACCUGCCAGAGUUGCAGGCUCCUCUCUCCGGCUCCAACACCAUGUCUCUGUGCUGCAUGUGGUGUUCCUCUGGUCCCAUCACCAUGACGGCGAGCAUCGUGAAGAAAGCCUUCGUGCCCGGUGAAACUGUGAACAUAGUUUGUGAGUUUAGCAACGCGUCGUCUCAAACAACGACUCCGAAGGUGACACUGCAACAGAAGCAGGUGUUUUACACCAACAACAAGGUCAACAAGAAGAUGGUUUCCAAAAACUUGGCGUCGGUGACAGGGCGGCCCGUCGAAGCUCACGCCUCUCGCGUUCACGCCGGGAUCGCGCUCGCCAUUCCCGCGGCUGCGCCGCUCACCAUCUCUAACUGCAGCAUCAUAGAAGUGGAUUACAUCAUUAAGGUUAGCCUCAGCACGAGAUUAUCAGCCAACCUCACCGUGCUGUUUCCCAUCGUUCUGUGCGACGCCCCUGUUUCCGCUCAACCGCCACUUUAUUUGUGAGUUUGUAUCUAAUAUUCCACUUGGAUGGUUUCCUGUUCGACAAAACCUCCCGUCACUUCUCAGUGUGACGUUUUACUCGGAGAGCCUUAUUUCUCAGGGGGUUUUGUAUCAGGCUAUAUUUUAUAUUUUCGAACACCUUAUUUUAACGGCUCUUUCAUCAUGGAGGGAUCACCACUGAGCAUUUUUGGUGUAUUUCAUUAUACUUUAAAGGAUGUUUCCACUUCUAUUUUGCUAACUUUGAUCCUAUUUAGCUGCUAACUGUCGUCUUCCCAGAGACAAAUAAUAUGUGUUUAGUGUCUUGUUUUACUUGAUGUUUUGUCUCUCUGUGUUUUUGAUAUUUACCACUAUACACAUUCAUCUCUCUCUCUCUAGAUUAUUGUACCCUUAAUAGUGUACAUUUGAGUACUGUAGCUGAAAGUGUAACAUUGUGUAGCUCCAUACUGGCUUCAUUCAGUGUGCAGAGUGUGUUAUUUGUGUCUGUGCAUCGUUCAGUAUGGAUUAAUUUACACAUCCGUAGGAAGUCUCUGCUGUUUCAGCAUUUGAUUGAGUAGUUUGAAGCAUUGGGUAAAACAUCUGUUACAGUUUGGGUAUUAUUACCACUUGUUCAAUACCAAAGACGUUAUUAUAUACAUGUUCACUUUUAUCAUUCUGAUGCAAUUCUCCUUUUUAAAUCGAAAAUAUGUUACCGUGUGAGAAGUCAAAUCCAAAAAUGUCAAGGGGGAUUGUCCCAAAUACUCCUGAAAAUAUAAUAUGUUUGGAAUAUAUUAUUUUAAGUAUCGUUAGUUUUAUGUUUCUUGAUAUGAAACUGAUUUAAUACCUAAAAAUCAAAGUAAAGCUCCCUUCAGCAGAGGAAACCUAAAACUCACUCUUUAGCCUCAUUAUGUGUCAUUGCGAACACAAUCAGCUUCAUUUCCUGGAUGAAAGCCGUCUCUUUGAUAUUUAGCCAUGUUAAUAUUCACGAAAUUUCGAUGGACGGCUAAUGUCGGUUCAAAUCAUUUCAGGCUGCUCCUUACUACUCUGAAAAUUAUAUAUAAUAUAUAAUAUGAUUGUAUAUGUGAAACUAAUCUACAGUCUUGAAAUGAGCUCAGAUUCAGAACGAAUCAACAGCUUGAAAGCCAUAUUUGGUGAGCAUAUUGAAUAACUUCCACCUCACUAGCUCUCCCGGGGCAAUGAACUGUGUUUGUCAAUAUUUCUUUGCUGCAAGUUCAUCCAAAGCGAUUAGUGAUAGAUAAAUCAGAUGUGUGCAAUGUAUUGUUGCUCCAUCAGUGUGUGCUUUGACUCAUUGUCGUCUGCGUGCCUAAAAAGCUGGUUUGAGUCAGUUUGAUAAUGAUAACACGAUCGAAGGUGAAUGUUUUCCCAACUCUCCCCCAAAGACAGAUGUCACUAAAUCAUCAGGGCGUGGGUGUGUCAUAUGAAAAUGCAAAGAGACUCUUUGUCUUUCUUUGCAUACCACGUUGCUCUUUUGUGUCUUGGUUAUAAAUACGCUGCAGUGCCGCUGGUUUCCUGUAGGGGGCGGUACCUCGCAGACUUACAGUGUGAGGAGAAACUACAUUUUGAGGCUUUACUCGUUAGUUGCUGUGCACAAAGUACUUACAACCAGGCACGUGCACAGACGUUUUGGGGAGCAGGUGCUCAAACCAAAAAAAAGGGCACCCAUCGGAAAAAUGAUUUUUCUGUUGAUCACUGUAACUUGAAGUUAAGUUAUUGGUUGCGAGCAACACCUGAAACACAUGUUGUGAGAAGACAUGAGAGCUGAACAAAAUGACAUUUUUUCUAUUAACAUUACAAUUUGUUUUUAUUUUUAAAAAAUGAUAGGAGCGAAAAAUGCCACAUAAUAAACAACGUUACUAACCUCGACCGCUUGGGAAAUGCGGGAAAAUGCCUGGAAAUAUUAAAGGGAGCUAGCAGUGAAUUCUUGUGACAUUUAUAAAAUGAAUUAAUAAGUUCAACAUACUUUCGAAAGUGUCUAAAUAGCAUGUAUACAACACAAAGAAGAUACCUGCCUGUAUAUCUCUCCCUCUCUCUAUUCUCUAAACAUAACUUACGUCAGUAAACAGCUGGACGAGGAAACGACGGACCAGUUGCGACGUCAUGUUUUCAGCAGCGCUAAUGUCGACGUCUUGGGAUUGCACGAACACCGUCAUUACCCGUUUGUCUGAUUCUGCCGGUGGAGGAGAAGUAGGCUGACCUGUUUGGCGUGGAGGGGGUGGCGUUUGGCGUGGCGUGAGGAGGCGGAGGGAGGUGCGCAGCGGGGGCUCGUGAGCGGCGCGAAAUGUUCCCCGACAUGCUCAAAUAAAUGCCCCGUCAGAUAACGACAAAACACAUCGGGGGGGAAUUGAUAACAGAGUAUUUUUUAUUCUUAAAUACUUAUUAAUGAAGAAAAAAUGUGGAUCCAGCAGAAAGGGCACUUUUCUCAUUGGGGGCAAAAGGGGAGGAGCUUGAGCACCACUAGGGGUCUAUCUGCACGUGCCUGCUUACAACUACUACACGUAUUUCACAGAGUUGAUCCUAUGAUGACUUAAACCAACUCAAAUAGCAGGCACUAAAUAAAUCACUGUCAAAGGUGAGGACAUGUAGAGGAAAUCAUUCACAGUUGUCAAAGGGGACUUAACAGAUCGCCUGAUGGCACCUGUCUAUGUAGGCCAGGGGUGUCCAAAGUCCGGCCCGCGGGCCAAUGGCGGCCCGCGGUCAGAUUUAAUACGGCCCGCGACAUCGGUCAUAUAAUGUGUUAUUUGUGGCCCGCCAGAUCUGUCAGAAUAAAUAAAUCAUAAAAACUUGAAAGACGUAAUUCCUCCUUUCUAAUGUAUCUGGCUCUGCAUCCGUGGCGUGAACCCUUUCCAAACCUAUUUGCCAUGGCGACGGCAAAAAAAAAGGAGAAAAGUUGACAGUGAGGGCCGCCGCUUUCAGGAGCGGUGGGAAUUACUAGUGUUUCCCCUCCCAUGAGAACAGGGUGGGGGUCCGCCCCACUGAAAUGUUCUCUAUCGCGCCAGAUUACAACAUAAGUAAUGUCAGGUUGUUUUAUUAACUAAACGGUCAUAUGUUAUUGAUCGUAUCUACAUAGCGACAUGUUGUCAUUUCUGUCUCUACGUGGUGGCGUUCACACUUCUCCUGGCUCUCGGUAUCGCGGCGGAGCUCCGCCCCCAUGCGCACAGACAGGUGCGCACAUACAGGUGAGCGAGCUGCAACCAGCCGGCAGAGAGCGUCCAAUAUGUCGCGGGAACAGCAAACCGACACCUCUGCGUUCCCACGGUGGUGAAGACACGUCGUCUCAGAGUCGCUCUCUGCUCCGGGUUCAAGAGCAGAGACGAGGUGGGGCGCGAGGGGAAAUGCAGAUUCUUUUAUUUCAAGACCUUGUUUGAGAACUUCACAUAUUACAAACUACACGGACAUAAAACUAAGUCAUAAAUAAAUAAAGAGCGAAAUGCCUGUCGCCUACUUUCGUGUAAACGUGUCGUUACAGCGUUAACCGGUUAUGCUGCGCAGACUAGAUUAUUGGGACUUGCCAGGUGUUACCUCAGCGUUCCAGCUGUUGCCCUUCAAAACAAGAGCUCAACAUUGAGCUUUAUGGAGAGUGGCCGUAUCAAGCCUGCAACCCCGUUUUAAAAAGAGGUGAAGUGGAAAGCCCAUUUUAUCACACAUAGAGUAAAACGUGAUGACUCAAACAAAUCUGCACUUGUUUUGUUUUUCAAAGGUUGCACGUUAUUGUUAUUUUGAAAAGAUAUGCAGUGUAACUAACGCUCAGUAAAACUCUUUAUGCCCAAAUAUUUGAUCUUAUUUUGUUUAAUUUUUCACAGGUUGCACUUUAUUGAUAUUAUCUUGAAAAGGUAUUCAGUGCAAAACAGGUGAAUUGCAUCCACAAUAAGCUAAAUGUGAAGUGUGUUGAACGGUAACAUAUGUCAUUAACAGUGAAAAACCUGUAGAUGUGACAAACUAUUGCUUUUCUGAAAAGAUCUAGUAAAAGAUAAGGGCAAAAUUAAUUAGUUUUUAAGUGUAAUGAUAACAGACCACUUUGCAUUACUUAUAACUCCUGUUUAAAAUGUUCAUUAAGCAACGUGAUGUUACUCAUAGAAAUGUAAGGUAUUCUAUAUACAUCUUUUUCAUUAUUAUCUGACUGAAUAAAAAGCAGACUUGGUUAUAUUAUAUGUGGUUACAUUGUCAUUUAAAAAAUAAAAGUAAUAGUGACAGUACAAAUAAAUUGUUUUAUAACAGUGUAUUUUCAUGUGACUUUUGUGGUUUAAAAAAUGUCUAAAGGAACUAUUGGCCCCCGGGCAUCUUUACUUUAUCACAAUUGGCCCUCGUUGAAAAAGGUUUGGACACCCCUGAUGUAUGCUUUCACAAUAGAUUCUUUAUUGUCCUAUAAUGUCAUUUACGCAGUGAAUAGGGCACUGACACAACAUGGUAAAAUAUCUUUAUAUAACCUUGGGUUUGGAAUGUGCUAUGGAAAUAAAACUACGUUAUUUUAAAAUAAGUGCUUACAAGAACAACAUUUAGAGAUGAUUGGGGAUUCUUUUAAAAAAUAGUGAUUUUCGCUAACAUGAACUUGUCACGCUUUUAUCCACGCGCCAUGUGAACUGAUGCAUUUUGCCUGGAUUCCAUGAAGUCAUUCAUGAUGUGGUUAGCUCACAUGAUCCCUACUUAGGGAUGGGUAUCGUUUGGGUUUUCAUCGAUACCGGUGCUAAACCGGUACUUUUAAAACGAUACCGGUGCCUAAACCGAUACUCUUUUUUUUUUUUUACGGACAAUGAGGACAUUAAAAACCUCUUCGGCCAUAUUCCCUGUAGAAGCCGUUAUCAUGGAGCACUGACAAACAACAGAUAUCAAACUGUUAACAUACACAACACAUGUUCUCCAUUAUAUGAUGUGAUACGUAUUGUCAUGUGCAGCCUUUAUAGGGUUAAUCCUCUCACUGUUUUGAUGGGCAAAGAGAACAACCAAUCAGAGGUACUGAAGAUGACACGUGACAAAUAAAGUGUUGCUUCCGACAGAGAGAGUUCCACUGAAACAGUGACGCCCCACGGUCUUUAUUCCUCCGUCAUUAUAUUCCCGGUAACACCGGGUAUACAGCCGGGAUCGCUGUACAUCAACACAUCUACUAGAGACUGUCACGCUCGUAGCUCGUAGCUAGCGCUAAACAUGGUUAUAAUGGAUAAUUUAUUAUUUAUUGGCCUACUUUUAUGAAUGCAAGACUUGCAAUCAACGUUACGGAACUAAUCUGAGUUCAGGCUGCUCUUUUAUUCAUCGGUCUCCACGUGUUCAGGGGGACCGGUGACGGUCUCCCCGUAGCGUCCAGCCUGACGCUGGGGUGCUCCACACGGGUUCACGGAGUCACACACGGCGCAGCCUCCGCUGUCAAACUUAAAUAUGAGAGGCUCGUAACCUGCUGACAGGGCGGAGUCACCAGAGAAGUUCACAACAAUAGUUUUUUUCAAUCUCAAUCUGCUCAGGCACCGAAAGGAAGCACCGAAAUGUGCGUUGCGUUUCGGUCCGGGUAGUACCGGUUGUACCCAACCCUACUUAUGACGUGGUUGACAUGUGUUAGACACGCCCACAAAAGGAGCACAGAAAAAAUCCUCUGCUUGCGCUUACAGUCAGAAUUCACCUGAUCAUUAUAUGCUUUCAUUUAACCUGCAUUGAUUUAUUGAGGAAACCUGAUUCUUUCCCCAAAGUAACAUUUUACAUUCUAAAGCCAAAUCAUUCUGAGUUUAGCAGCCACCAAUCUCGAUCUAACGUGUAGGCAAGAUUUAUUGAAGUAUUUAACUAGAAUGGGCACUCGGUAGAGCGCAUACCUUCGCAUAUCACAAGAUUGGGCAUUGAAUUAUGAACAUUUUGGCAUUAGUUACAUGCCAAUUGGACAAAAAUGUAUCGUGCUAUGGUAAAAAAAGAGUUUGACCUUUCCAUGACCUUGACCUUUGACCCGAUUGAUCCCAAAAUCUAAUCAAAUGGUCCCCGGAUAAUAACCAAUCAUCCCACCAAAUUUCAUGCGAUUCAAGAACAUUUUGACCUGUUCAUGACCUUUGACCUUGACCUUUGACCCGAUCGAUCCCAAAAUCUAGUCAACUGGUCCCCGGAUAAUAAACAAUCAUCCCACCAAAUUUCAUGCGAUUCGGUUCAAUACUUUUUGAGUUCUGCGAAAGAUUUUGACCUGUUCAUGACCUUUGACCUUUGACCCGAUCGAUCCCAAAAUCUAAUCAACUGGUCCCCGGAUAAUAAACAAUCAUCCCACCAAAUUUCAUGCGAUUCGGUUCAAUACUUUUUGAGAUUUGCGAAUAACACGCAUACAAAUAAAUAAAUAAAUAAAUAAUUACACGGCGAUCAAAACAUAACCUUCCGGCAUUUUCAAUGCGAAGGUAAUUAUGACACAAACCAGAGUGUCUGUCUGCAUGCAGAGACAGGACUCACAACAUAGCCUCUGUCUCGCCGUCUCACCUUCCUGCUUACAGCUCUUCCUUGGCAUUCACACGGUAUGUCAAACAGCGAAUAGUGUUAAGAGCUUUUCAGUGUGAUAUAAUCUAUUUUAAUAAAAUAUAUCAGUUUUUUUUAACUACUUCUGUGUAUUUGGACUUUUUUAUUUCAUGUUUGUGCACGAAAGCAAUGUUGAGUGUUUUACAAAAGCUGAAGUUACUAAAUUGUUAUGUAUGUUGUAUUACUUUGUGUCUUAAUAGGCACUUUUUGUUUUUUCAUUAAAAUGAGUGUAACAUGGA
This is a messenger RNA of Pseudoliparis swirei, 7848 nucleotides long. Its product is annotated as arrestin domain-containing protein 3-like. Bases 188 to 1147 code for a protein of 319 amino acids. Gene Ontology annotation, cellular component: plasma membrane; cytoplasm. The record is from RefSeq and is a predicted model, not a curated record. The transcript has 6 exons. NCBI's taxonomy places the organism in Eukaryota, Metazoa, Chordata, Actinopteri, Perciformes, Liparidae. Gene Ontology annotation, biological process: protein transport.